UUAGUUAACAAAAUGAAAAAAUUACUCGCUUUUGUAAUAAUCCAAAAAUUUUGAAAAUUUCAAAUUUAUAGCAGUGAAGGCUUGUAGGAAAAACCUUCUUUAGUAUUUAAAAAAAAAAGAAAAUUGAAAUCGGUGGAGAUUUGUAUUGUCGGCAGAAUUUUGUCCAAAACACUGCAUUUCUUCCCACUGUGCGCGGUAGCAGAGGACGUGAACGCGCGCCUGCGUAAGUGCUUCAGUUUCGGGACCCAGGAAGUUUAAACACCUCAAUUAAUUCAUAAAUAGUGACCCACAACUUUAGAAACUUGAUAUAUGUAAUCUAUAUGUCUUGUAGAAUACACUGAUAAAAAAAUUUUUUAAAACCGCUUAAGUCGACUUAAGCAGUUUUUCUAGCGAACGGCUCAUUUGUUCAUAAAAGGAAACUUAUCAGUGAGCGACUACUUUUCAAGAAUGGAGCUUAGCAAUAUUAUUGCCUCCAUAAUUUUUGUUGUAUUCCUCACGCAUUUCUAUUUAAUUUGGCAGUGCACUUAUUUUCGAAGGAGGGGAAUACCAACCGCCAAAGGAUUUAUACCAUUUUUAGGUCACAUGCUGCCAGUGAUAACAGUUCAAAAAAGUAUAGCAUCAUUGUGCGAAAUAUUUCACAACGAAAACAAAGAGCAUAGCAUGUGUGGAUACUAUCAAUUUUUCACGCCAAUACUUUUAAUUCGUGAUCCGGAUAUUGUGAAAAGUGUUCUUCAAACAAAUUUUACUUCAUUUGGUCAAAAUCCCUUUCAACUCACUGCCCAAAAGGAGGAUCAACUUCUUAAUUUUAAUCCAUUUUUCGUGAAAGGUGAAAAGUGGAAGAAGGCACGUGCACCAUUAACAAAAAGUUUCUCUGCGAAUAAAAUGAAAUUAAUGCUACCAUUAUUUCAGAAUGUGGCUAAAAAAAUGAAUGACUACUUGCACGAGCAAUGUACUAGGGAAAAUGGUCCAUACGAAUUUGAUCUCAAGGCACUUUGCAAUAAAUUUACAGGUGAAAUCUCAUCGAAUGGAAUGGGUAUCGAGGUCCAUAAUUUUCAGGAUGAGAUAAAUCAACCGAAAUUUGGCGAAUUCACCUACAAUCAAUUGGUGGAGAAACUCUUUCAAUUGCCAUCGAUUACCACUGAAAUACUGCAUCGAAUGAUAUUUUUUGAGAAGUUGAUCAAUAUUUUCGUGAAAUUUCCAAAGCAAUUAUUACGAAGAGAAAAAGGGAGAAUAUAGUUUGUCACGAUUUUGUGCAAUUCGUUAUGGAUUAUCAGAGAACACAGGACAACAGUGUGGAUGAGGAAUUAAUAGCAGCGGCGCAUAUGUUGUCGUUUGCUGUCGA
Messenger RNA from Leptopilina heterotoma, 1342 nucleotides. RefSeq names its product probable cytochrome P450 28d1. Lineage: Eukaryota; Metazoa; Arthropoda; Insecta; Hymenoptera; Figitidae. The transcript is spliced from 2 exons. The coding region runs from base 448 to 1236 and encodes 262 amino acids. Gene Ontology annotation, molecular function: heme binding; oxidoreductase activity, acting on paired donors, with incorporation or reduction of molecular oxygen; iron ion binding. The record is from RefSeq and is a predicted model, not a curated record.